AUGGCCACCACCGAUCUUACCGUGGAGAAGACGGCCUCCGGCCGCGAGUACAAGGUCAAGGACAUGUCUUUGGCUGAUUUCGGCCGCAUGGAGCUCGAUCUCGCUGAGGUCGAGAUGCCUGGCCUCGUCGCCUGCCGCGAGGAGUUCGGCCCUUCCCAGCCAUUCAAGGGAGCUAAGAUCAGUGGAUCCCUCCACAUGACGGUUCAGACUGCCGUCCUCGUCGAGACCCUCACUGCGCUCGGCGCGGAGGUGAGAUGGUGCUCGUGCAACAUCUUCUCCACCCAGGACCACGCUGCUGCCGUCAUUGCCCGCGAUUCAGCCGCCGUGUUCGCCUGGAAGGGCGAGACCCUGCUGGAGUACUGGUGGUGCACUGAGCGCUGCCUCGACUGGGGCGUCGGCAGCGGCCCCGAUCUCAUCGUUGACGACGGUGGCGACGCCACUCUCCUGAUCCACGAGGGUGUGAAGGCCGAGAUCGAGUUCGAGAAGUCGGGCGCCGUCCCCGACCCCGAGUCGACGACGAACCCCGAGUUCCAGAUCGUGCUCACCAUCAUCCGCGACUCGCUCAAGGAGACGCCGACCAAGUACCGCGACAUGGCGAAGCGCAUCAUGGGUGUGUCAGAGGAGACCACCACCGGCGUCAAGAGGCUGUACCAGAUGCAGAUCAACGGCUCGCUGCUCUUCCCCGCCAUCAACGUCAACGACUCCGUCACCAAGAGCAAGUUCGACAACCUGUACGGUUGCCGUCACUCCCUGCCCGACGGUCUCAUGAGGGCUACUGACGUCAUGAUCGCCGGCAAGACCGCUCUCGUGUGCGGAUACGGUGACGUCGGCAAGGGCUGCGCUGCUGCUCUCAAGGCCGCUGGUGCCCGCGUUACAGUCACGGAGGUCGACCCCAUCUGCGCUCUCCAGGCGGCUAUGGAGGGUUUCGCCGUGAACACCCUAGCGAACGUGGUUGGCGACACUGACAUCUUCGUUACCACCACUGGUAACAAGGACAUCAUCAUGGUCGAUGACAUGGUGAAGAUGAAGAACAACGCCAUUGUGUGCAACAUCGGUCACUUCGACAAUGAAAUCGACAUGGCCGGCCUGGAGAGCUACCCUGGUGCCAAGAAGGUGACCGUCAAGCCCCAGACGGACCGCUGGGUGUUCCCUGAGACCAACCGUGGCAUCAUCAUUCUGGCUGAGGGCCGCCUGAUGAACCUGGGAUGCGCCACGGGCCACCCCAGCUUCGUAAUGUCGUGCUCGUUCACGAACCAGGUGAUUGCCCAGAUUGAGCUGUGGAAGGAGAAGGACUCGGGCAAGUACAAGAAGGAGGUGUACGUGCUGCCCAAGCACCUGGAUGAGAAGGUUGCUGCCCUGCACUUGCCCAAGCUGGGAGCUGUGAUGACCAAGCUGAGCCCUGCUCAGGCUGAGUACAUCAAUGUUCCUGUGGAGGGCCCUUACAAGCCUGCCCACUACAGAGUGGUAGCGGGCGGGCCCGGGCUGGCGGGGGAGCAGGAUCAGGGGCAGCAGGGAUCGUCGGACGACUUUCCGCCGGUGCCGUCGGGUCGGAUGAUGGUGCCGAUGAUGAAGAAAGGCUACGGCGCUUUCGGCGGCGGCGGUGCCACGCUCGAGAAGUCCAAGCUCGACCUCUCGUUCUCGGCCACCAAGACCACCCCACAGAUUGACCUGGGCGGUGGAGGCGGUAACGUCGGUAAGGGUGGAGCGCACGGCGGAGGCGACGGCGGCGACGAUGGCGGCGACGAUGACGACUACUUCGGCGAGGACGACGGCGACGAUGGCGACGACGACGGUUUCAUUCGUCGAGCGAUCAUCUCCGAGGUGUUCGACAGGGCGUCGGUCGAGGCAGUGUUGCAGGAGUGGUUCCGAUCCAUGGCGGACCUUCCCGCCGGCAUCAGACGAGCCGUUGAAAUGGGUCUGGUGAGCUCGGCGCAGAUCGCGCGAUUCAUGUCGAUUGACGCGCGCCCCACCAUCGCACGCAUCGUCUCCCGCGCUACCCCCGCCGAGGUCUCGCGCGCAUUCGUCGGCCGCAUGAUGGCGGAUCCGGCGUUCAUCUACAAGCUGCUGCUGGAGCAGGCCGUCACGGUCGGCACGUCCGCGUGGUGGGAGGUCAAGCAACGCGGCGACAGAUUGAAGGACGAGUGGGGCCUGGCUCUCACGAACGUGCUGACUCUCUCCCUGUGCAACGCGGCGGUGGUGUGGUCUCUCUCCCCCACGCGCUCCUACGGCUCCACGGCCACGUCGGAGUGGCAGAUGGCGCUGCAGAAGCUGCCAAACAACAUGUUCGACAAGAGCUACCCGCUGCGCGAGUUCAACCUGCCCGCCCGCGCCGGCAGCUUCUUUUUCAAUGCUGCCAAGCUCAGCCUCGUGGGAUCCACGGUCGGCGCCCUGGGGGGCCUUGCCUCCAACGCCAUUCUCUCAGCCGUUUCCAAGGGCAAGGAGGGCUUCCGGCCGUCAGUGGUCGUGCCGUCAGCGAGCACGAGUGCAGCGGCGUAUGGGGCGCACACAGGGCUGUCAGGCAACCUGCGCUACCAGCUGCUGUACGGACUCGACCGCAUGUUGCAGCAGCACUUCAACCACAUCCCCGUUGCUGUCCUCGGCACCACCGCGCUAAGGUGUGGCAAUGUUCUAUUGGGCGAGCCGUCUCGUCUGAUGUGGCUGGGGAUGGACGGCGAGGCGCAGCAACAGGCCAAGGCAGAGCAGCAGGCGUACCACCGCCCGUCGCGCUCCUCCGGUGCCGGCUCCAAGACUAACUCGUUCCUGCAAUCACUGCCCUUCGGCAAGAAAUCAGAGGAAGCACAGCCCAAGAAAAAGAGUGCUGCUAGGAGAGUGACCAAGGCUGCGGCUGCAGGAGGGGCGGAGAGUGGGGCAGAUGGGGGUGCAGUAAGUUCAGAGGGGCCGGAGAAGGUGCAAGGAACGGGUGGUGCAGCUCGCACGACAAAGCGUAAGGUGAAGCGGAAGGUGUCAGUUGCUCAGUAG
Molecule: messenger RNA, 2979 nt
Organism: Closterium sp. Naga37s-1
Lineage: Eukaryota; Viridiplantae; Streptophyta; Zygnematophyceae; Desmidiales; Closteriaceae
Source: the annotation of a GenBank genome assembly